ACCACCUCUUAAUUUCUGUGUGCAAACACCAUAAACCUUCAAUUCAAUCUUAAGCAGUUGUUGCUUCAUAAUCCAAAUUACAGGCCAGUAGCCAGAGGGGGGAGCUGCAGGGAACAGCAGACUCACUCUGAGCCAUGUCUCAAGGACACUUUUCAGCUGAGUCACUGUCCAUGUCUGUGAGUGAAUGUGUGUGUGUGUGUAAGCACAUGGUCUGUCUAAGUAUUAUGUAAAAGCUUGUGUUCCUUGUAUUUGCAUUAUAUAGUGCAAAAAAAGGAGUAAUGAGAAACCAAAAAUGUCAGAACUCUCUGGAUUUAUCUUAUUUUAAUCUCUCUGUUACAAGCAGCAGUUUAGAUGUAUGUAGAGGCUAUAGGCUAUCUGCUGUGCCAUGCAAUUUUUUAUCCAAUAUUGACUGGCAAAUGACAUGGGGAAAAAGCAGAAAGAUAAAGUCAGACAAGAGUGACAUAAUGAGCUCUGAAAUGCUGAAAAAGUCCAGGGGAUGACAAUUAGUGGCAGCCUGUGUUUCCCCCAAUCAAGUAGGAUAAACUGUGUCCUUUACAGACAGCAGCAGCACCACGUGUUGGUGACAGGUACAGCACCUGCUGCUGCUCAGAGUGCGUCACCCACUCAUAGUGAGGACAUCGGUGAGCAGGGAAAGGAGGAGCUAUCAAAGAGGGGGGGAGCACAACUGCAGCAUCCUCUGAAAUGAUCUGAAAACAAACCAGGAGGAAGAGGAAAAUAGAAGAAAGAAGAGUCCCGAUACAGUCUGGUCACCUUGCUCAUACACAGACAUCUGCGGCAUCAUCCCCUCUCUCUCUUACACACACACACACAGUCCGUCUUGUCCCUCCCUCCACCAUAGAGCGCCGUCACGACUCAUCUAUCCGUCUGGAAUCGGAGGGGAAGCCCCAGCAGCAACACCAUAGUCACUGUGCCUCUUCAGUCAAGCCUCCGGCAUCCCACCUUCCAUCACUGUCCCUUCACACAGCUCGCAGCCUGGACGGACAUCCCGACAUUCCCCUUAUCAAAAUGAAGAAGGGGCUCCAGAGUGGUCAAGCUCACACAGGGCAUCAGCACAGCGGUGAGGAGAAAGAGAGGGAAGUGUGGAGGGAGAAAGAGGAGAAGGAGUGGCAGCACAGGAGGGCUGAGAAGAAGCUCCUGGCCUUCUGGAUGUCCCUGUCCCACAGGACCUGGACCUUCUUCAGGCCCCGUGAGAGGCCGAGCUUCCAGCGCUCAGCCUCGGCGGCCCGCCUGCUGAAGAGUGAGGCAUGAGGAGAGAAAGUGUGUGUGUGUGUGUGUGUAGUUGUAGUGAGUGCAUGUAUGUGAGUGUGGAGGUCUGUCAGUAGCAGAGUGUCACAAGAGGCCUCACAGACCUGCUGUCAAGUGGACUUGUGUGUGUGUGUGGUGGCUUAAUGUGUGUGUGUGUAUGUGUGUGUGUGAUCCAUUCAAGUGGAUGAAAGCAGCUUCCUCCGCCUAGUCCACCAUUUGCAAAAGUACUUUGUGUUGCUGCCCUGCCAGUGAGGGAGUGACAGGUGAAGGGCAAAACAAGCUUAUUGAGUCCUUCGUCACAGUUUUUUUUUUGCAAAACAACUUUAAGAAUAACUGUUUUCAGAAAAGAACCAUCAUCUGUGACUUUUGGUAGAGUCUGGAGUGAGAUCUUGAGUGAGAACACACACGCUAAAAAGGAAGUAUUUUCUCUGCGAGGUUAGUGUUCCCUCAGUCAAAAUGGAUUAAUGCAGCCCUCUCAAAUCAGCUUGACUAAUUCAACACAAAGUUUGGGAGCAGAUUUUGUGACACAGAAGAGCUGUCCCUCCCCACCAGCACAUCAAGCAGGGCUUUCCAGCCAGGGAUGGGUUAACAGGGAUCAUCAGCCAUGGUGGUGACCCAUCUGGCUCUGGAGCUGUGUUUUCAGGGGAAGAAGCUUAGGGGCUUCACGUGCAAACUGACCCGCUCAGCCCACGGCUUCCUGCCAGAGAGCUCGUGGAUCAUCGCAGCCCAGGUCCUGCUGCCGUACCUGGUGUCUGGCCUGGGCAUGGUGGCAGCCGGGAUACUCAUGGAUAUAGUGCAACACUGGGAGGUGUUCAAGGAGAUCUCAGAGGUAUUUAUCUUGGUGCCAGCCCUGGUGGGGCUGAAGGGGAAUCUGGAGAUGACAUUGGCAUCCAGACUGUCAACAGCAGCCAACACAGGGCAGAUGGAUGAGGCUCAGCAGCAGUGGAGGAUGGUGUUCUGUAAUCUGGCGCUCAUUCAGGUCCAGGCCACAGUUGUGGGCUUCCUGGCAGCGGUUGCAGCAGUGGGUCUUGGGGGUGUGACCAGGGGGAGAGUGGACGUUAUCCAGGCUUCUAUCCUGUGUGCCAGCAGCGUCACCACUGCUUUCAUUGCUGCACUGUCUCUAGGUCUGGUGAUGGUAGCAGUGAUCAUUGGCUCCAGGAAAGUGGGCAUCAACCCAGAUAACAUAGCCACGCCCAUCGCUGCCAGCCUCGGAGAUCUCAUCACUCUGUCUUUGCUCGCUGGGGUCAGCAGCCUCUUCUUCUGUUACAGAGACAUUUGGUACUUGCCUCCUGUGGUCUGUGGCUUCUUGUUGCUUCUUAUCCCAGUGUGGGUCAAUAUUGCCUGUCGCUUGCCACCAGUCAGAGAGGUCCUAAAGUCUGGCUGGCAACCAGUCAUUUUGGCUAUGUCCAUCAGCAGUAUUGGUGGUCUGAUUCUGGAUAAGACAGUGAGUAAUCCAAACUUUGAAGGUAUGGCUGUGUUCACUCCAGUCAUUAAUGGUGUAGGGGGAAAUCUGGUGGCCAUCCAGGCCAGCAGGAUGUCCACCUACCUCCACUAUUGGGGUGUUCCAGGAGCACUUCCAUUUAAAAUGAAUGUCAACUGUCCUGGACCCUGCGCUACCUUCUGCUCCUCAGAUGUGAACUCCAAAUCAGCCAGAGUCCUGGUCAUCCUUGUAGUCCCAGGUCAUCUCCUCUUCCUGUACACUAUCCACCUCCUGCAGGGAGGCCACACUGCCAUGACACCAACCUUCAUCAUCUGCUAUCUGUCUGCAGCUCUGCUUCAGGUGGUGAUUUUGCUUUACGUGACCGGGCUGAUGGUGCGCUGGCUGUGGCAAAGGGGACUGGAUCCUGACAAUUUCUCCAUCCCUUACCUCACAGCUCUGGGUGACCUUCUGGGGACUGGUUUCUUGGCUCUGAGCUUCAGGCUGAUUCUGAUACUCGGUUCAACGACUGGAGUUUGACACAGACAUGUGAUCCUGUACAUCCUACUGUUCCCUAUAUGCAAGUGGCUGAAACACAUUGCACACUGAACUUUCCUUCAAGAAGGAAAGUGAGGAAUGACGAACACGGGAAGCAAGUAUUGUGUUCUAUUUGUGCCUCAAUAUUGAUUACUGGGAUCUAUGGGACAUCUUGAGCAUAGAAAAAUAGUUUUUUCAAACACAUCAUUUGUAUUUUGUUGACAAAUGAUCACGCAGAAAAUCAUUUAAUUUGAGCGAAAAGAAAUCUAUUGUGUGCUCAGUAAAUGUAUUUAUGUGUGUGUUCGCCAGGGGCACAGUAAUAACCUCGCACUCAGUUUUACUCAUUUGCUGUCUAAUUCCCCCCAAUUUGCACAUAACUGAGCACUUAAUUAAUCUCAUUGUACAGAAAUAAGAGGAGAAAUAAGAGAAAGUUGAGGGAAAUAACAGAAAGAAACUGGUUAGUUUCUCAAGAGUUUAGUUAGAGGCUGAACUGAACAGCAAACACAAUGACACCCCGACAGACAGGGUCUGUUGCCAGCUUGAUUACAGCUUAGUUACAAUUGGCUCACUGGCUGGAGUCCAGUGGUCAAAUUCUGAUUAUAAUGCUUUGUCUGAGCAGCUGGCAAUCAUCAAGUUAGCUUAGUUAGCUACUGCUCAUCUUACAACUAUCUGUCACUACCUACCAAGAUAGCUUGGUAGAGACCAACUUGUAGUGUCUAAAACUAACAAUGUAACCAAAACUGUGUAAACAACUCUUGUAUGGAUAUGGUGACCCUGCCAUUUCUUCAGCGCUUGCCCCACUUCCACAGUAACCAAUAAUCUUACUAGCAAUCAGAUUGGACACAAAAAGCCAAUCAAAAAUGACCUACUUGAGUUUUUUUGAUUUGCUUAAAUUAUGGCUCUAACACUUUCAGGUUGAGUAAGAUGAAUUUGAGCAGAGAUACUGAGAGAUUGAGAGAACACAGUGACAGUGUACAUGGUUUCGAGGGCACACGGAGCAGGCACUUAGAAAAUGAGUAAAACUGUGUGAGAGGUUGUUACUGUACACUUGCAUAGAUAAUAAAUACAUCUAUUGAGCACGGGAUAGAUUUCCAUUUACACAAAUUAAAAUAUUCUUUCAUGGUAAUAAAUAACCCCAAAAAUGUAACUUGCUUGCAAGAAUCCUUUUCUUUGCUCAAAAUACCACUUUGCGAUCAGGACUGAAGCACAAAUAUUACUCCAUAGAUAAGGUUUUGCAAAAGGAAAAGUGGAAACAGCGUGGUUCAGUGUAGAAAGAUUUGCAGAGGACAGUGUGGACUUUUUUUGCACCUUUCCAGCUCACUUUGGUCAGCAGUUGUACACUGUUCCCUGGAGUUUCACUGGCCUCAAUAUCAGCACCACCAAGCUUGGCUCUCUAGGAACAACCUCCAUUCAAAAUGGGCACAAGUGGGAAUACUGUAGAACCACUGUAUUGUUAAAUAUUGACACAUCCUUACACCCAUUGUCAGCUAUUAAAUGUUAGAUGGCAAAUGAUUGUAUUAAGGCAAUAAUAAUAUAUUACUGAGUGUAAAUGUAUAUUAACAUAAAUCAGAUGCUGCACUGUCUGGAGGAAUGUUAGAUUUUAUUGUGUUUAUUUUAUGUAGAUUAGUGCCUUUAAACCGUGAUCAGCCUUCAGUUCUCUGAUGUGUUCCUGAACUCUUGAGUUGAGGUGAGGAAAAUUUCUACAGGAUAUUUUAUUUUUUGUGCAGCACAGUGCCACUGAAUAUACCCCGUUGUACCUAAUUGUCUUUCUGUGUUCCAGAUAUUAACGAUAGAUAUUUCUUUGUGCUAUUUUUGUGUACAAAUGUUUUAGUAAGCAUCUCUCUGUAUGGGGCCUUUUCAAUUGUUUGAUAUGCACUUUUAGAAAGAUGCUCAUCUUUAGUGAUCUGAAAAUAGAAUCCAAAGAUGGUAAUAAUCUUAUUUUCACAGUGACAUCAAGCUUGACUGGACUUUGUAGUGCCAUCACAUUUGUAAAAAC
Messenger RNA from Lates calcarifer (barramundi perch), 5216 nucleotides. RefSeq names its product solute carrier family 41 member 1. Bases 1871 to 3223 code for a protein of 450 amino acids. Gene Ontology annotation, molecular function: monoatomic cation transmembrane transporter activity. The transcript has 10 exons. Gene Ontology annotation, cellular component: plasma membrane. The record is from RefSeq and is a predicted model, not a curated record. Gene Ontology annotation, biological process: monoatomic cation transport. NCBI's taxonomy places the organism in Eukaryota, Metazoa, Chordata, Actinopteri, Centropomidae.